AUGACAUCCAACGCCAUGCUCCCCGCAGCACUGCUCGGCAUGAUGCACGAGAAGCUCCCGCUCGAGCUGCGCGAGCAAAUCUACCGCGACGCAUUCCCCGAGAUCCGCUCCACGAACAAAGCUGAUCGAGUCCCCAUCCUACUCCAUCGACCGUGUCCCGCGGCAGGACCAGAUCUGCUGCACGACUGCCACGCCUGCCGGCUGUACGAGAAGUCGCGGUGGGCCAAGUUCAAACGUUCAGCCUUUGCCGAUGUCACGAGGAAUCCAAACGCCUCCGAGUUCACCAGGUGCUACAUUCGCGGAGUCACCUUUUACUGGAACGCAGGAGCCACCGAAGCUGGGCGACAGGGCCACUUCCCGGUGGGCAUGGACCGAUUUUUGCGCGACGUCCGCUCGCUCGGCCAAGGGGAGGCAUCCGUCAACGUCGUCGUCGCUCAGUUCGAGGCCGAAGAGGUCCCCAACGCCUUGCAGCACCUCUCCCGCACGGUCGGCGUCUUCUACAGGAACGGAAUGAGGGGGAUGUUGUCCUACGAACGCGAGCACCCGUCCCUCUCCGACGUCUUGUCACGGGCAGCCAAGCUCGUCGCCUCGUCGAUCCCUCCACACAUUCGACAGAUGCGACAGAUUCGAGAAGAGGUCGCUUACCGCCUGCCAGCGUGCAACGACGACGACGACGCGUGGGAGUGGCUCUUUCAUCCCCCGUCCUGGUUCGACGGAGACGCCCUUCCGGUACAGGUGUUGCAGGACGAUGAAGAGAUUUGCGAAGCUUUUGCAGCGUCUCGCGUGAUUCAGAGGCAGCGCGACGUGGACUCGUUUGCAGAACUGAGACACGGCUUGGGGUUUUUUCCUCUCCCGCAAGUCGAGAUGCCUCGACUCAGGCUCGACUUUUCCGCUUAG
Messenger RNA from Didymosphaeria variabile, 897 nucleotides. RefSeq lists its product as uncharacterized. NCBI's taxonomy places the organism in Eukaryota, Fungi, Ascomycota, Dothideomycetes, Pleosporales, Didymosphaeriaceae. The transcript has a single exon. Bases 1 to 897 code for a protein of 298 amino acids. The record is from RefSeq and is a predicted model, not a curated record.